UAUCAGCAACCUUUAUACUGUUGACAUUUUGACGUUGUUUAAGGAUGGAGAAAAUGAGUUACACGUUCAGUCAGCAUUAUGAGGAAAAAAUCCGCCCUUGCAUCGACACUAUCGACAAUUUACGUUCUUUGGGAGUCGAAAAGGACCUGGCGUUGCCUGCCAUCGCCGUCAUUGGAGACCAAAGCUCAGGAAAGAGUUCUGUUCUGGAGGCGCUGUCAGGGGUAGCGUUACCCAGGGGUAGUGGAAUUGUUACACGAUGCCCUCUUGAGAUCAAGAUGAUAAGAACUAAAGGCGAAGAGAAAUGGCAUGGGAGAAUCAGUUACAAGAACUACGAGGAAGACAUUAAUGACCCAGCAGAAGUGGAGAAAAAGAUUCGUGAAGCCCAGGAUGAGAUGGCUGGAGCAGGUGUUGGUAUUAGUGAUGAACUCAUCAGUCUGCAGAUCCAUUCUGCCAAUGUUCCUGACCUCACUCUCAUUGACCUCCCCGGGAUUGCACGAGUGGCUGUCAAGGGUCAACCUGAGAAUAUUGGAGAUCAGAUUAAGAAACUGAUCAGGAAGUUUGUUACAAAGCAAGAAACUAUCAACCUGGUUGUGGUGCCAUGCAAUGUUGACAUCGCGACCACAGAAGCAUUGCAGAUGGCUCAGGGGGAGGACCCUGAGGGCGAAAGAACUUUAGGCAUCUUAACAAAGCCGGAUCUGGUGGAUAAGGGCACUGAAGGGACAGUGGUAGACAUUGUGCACAAUGAGGUCAUUCACCUUACUAAAGGCUACAUGAUUGUAAGGUGCAGGGGACAAAAAGAGAUUAUAGAUCAGGUCACUCUUAAUGAGGCCACAUUAACAGAGGAUGCCUUCUUCAAAGACCAUCCUCAUUUCAGCAAACUCUAUGAAGAAGGUUUUGCUACUAUUCCCAAGUUGGCUGAGAAACUAACAAUUGAAUUGGUUCAUCACAUUCAGAAAUCCCUGCCUCGUUUAGAAGAGCAAAUUGAGACAAAGCUUGCAGAAACACAGAAGCAACUGGAGGCAUACGGCAACGGACCCCCAUCAGAUCCUGCAGAAAGACUGAGCUUUCUCAUUGAUAAAGUUACAGCUUUCACUCAGGAUAUGUUCAACCUGACCUCUGGGGAGGAAUUAAAGUGUGCUUCAGAUCUACUGAUUUUUCCAGAACUUCGGGAAGAAUUUGAAAAAUGGAAUGGCUUCUUAAAUCGUUCAGGACAUUCCUUCAAGAAGAAGAUUGAGAAAGAAGUUGAUAACUAUGAAGCCAAAUAUCGGGGAAGAGAGCUUCCAGGAUUCAUCAAUUACAAGACCUUUGAGGGGCUUGUCAGGGAACAGAUCAAGCUGUUGGAGGAACCUGCAUUAAAGACACUAAAGACUGUCUCUGAUGUGGUUAGAAAGAGGUUCGUCCAGCUGGCCCAGUGCAGCUUUAUUGGCUUCCCUAAUCUUCUGAAAAUAGCAAAGACUAAGAUUGAAGCCAUCAAGCAGGAUAAAGAAUCCUUUGCAGAAACCAUGCUGAGGACCCAAUUCAAGAUGGAGCUCAUUGUUUACAGUCAAGAUGGCUCAUACAGCCAGAGCCUGCAGUAUGCAAAGGAUAAAAUGAAAGAGGAAAAUGGCGUGCUCCCAUAUAAAACCCAGGUGGCAGACGUGAGCACAGGCAAUCAUGCCACCUUGCGAGAGAUGAGGUUGCACCUAGAGUCCUACUUCACAAUUGCAAGCAAGCGUCUAGCCGACCAGAUCCCAAUGGUGAUCCGCUAUAUGUUGCUCCAGGAAGCAGCUUUGGAGCUGCAAAGGAACAUGUUGCAGUUGCUGCAUGAUAAAGAUAGUGUGGAAAACCUGCUUAAAGAAGACUUUGACAUUGGACAAAAGCGGGAAGGCUUACUCAGUCGCCAGAAACGCUUGAUGAAAGCACGAAGCCUCCUGGUUACCUAUUAGAAAUCACUUCCAUUAUAUAGUCGAUUGCAACAUUUGUAAUGCAAC
Messenger RNA from Rhinichthys klamathensis goyatoka, 1970 nucleotides. Its product is annotated as interferon-induced GTP-binding protein MxA. NCBI's taxonomy places the organism in Eukaryota, Metazoa, Chordata, Actinopteri, Cypriniformes, Leuciscidae. Gene Ontology annotation, cellular component: membrane; cytoplasm; nucleus. The coding region runs from base 45 to 1925 and encodes 626 amino acids. The record is from RefSeq and is a predicted model, not a curated record. Gene Ontology annotation, biological process: defense response to virus. The transcript is spliced from 12 exons. Gene Ontology annotation, molecular function: microtubule binding; GTP binding; GTPase activity.